AUGUCCAGCAGCCCUUUCUUGGUCUGCGCCCCUGGACCGGCCGCUUCGACCCUAGCCCGCGGUGGCUUGCUAGAGCAGUAUCGCUGCACAUGCGAGGGUCUCGAUGGCGGCGUGGGCGGUCGUGUGCGGGUCUCGUUCCUUUCUCUUCCAUUCCCAGCAGCGUUAGCAGUCGGAAACUUCCAUGGGGCCUUGCUUCUUCCUCGGGGCCUGGGCUGUCCAGUCGGAAGCACCAAUGCGAAGCGUCAACAGCGCUGCUUCCAUGGGUUCGAUGAUUGGACCCGAAGAUUGAACUUACCCUUAAGACACUGGGGCCCCCGGUUCCUCCCAAGCAUUGGCCAGCAAGUGGAAGUGGGCUUGGCAGGGAAGUUGGCGCACGAGAAGCGGAGCUGCGUCAAGGAAAGAAACAGUCCCGGCCCUGGCGCCUUCCACCUUAGAAAGGAAGCAGGUGCCAGGUACAAACAAUUCUCUGCUGCCUCCUUCCUUCCUUCCAAGUCCCUUCGCAGGUCCAACGGCUUGCACAGGUAUCCGUACUGGGCAAGCACGGGCACCGACACCUUCGAGAGAAAACCGCACUCGCACGGUGGUGGAGUCUUAGGACGACAUCUCGACCGCCUCUCGUUCCAUUUGUGGACGCACCGCGGGAAUCCGCUACUGAUCGAGCAGAAGGCUCUGUGGAGAUAUUGGCCUCGGACUCCUCACCUACUGGCCUACUUUGGCAAUGAUCUGAAGCUUUCCUCCGAUUUCAAGGGACAACCGUUGGAUGCGGGCGGGGCACCAGCACGCCGUACUGAAUCAGCGAUCGAACAACCGACCCAAACUUGCCAAAUUCCUCGCGGUUUCUGGAAUGUUGGUACUGCUUGGUCGAGCACGAACAUCGGCGCGAGCCAGAAUGAGAGAACGACUCGGAAGAUGGGAUGCCAAUGGCACCUCAGCACUCCCAUUCCCGCUGCCACUCUGUUGCGCGCCGACGCGUCUCUCCCACCAGUCUCCCGACCUCACGGCUCCCCGUCUGUAGUGACGCCAUGCAUCUUUAACUUGACACAGGCAUCGCCCGGUAUAUUCUUACUACAGUCGCCAAACCAAUCUCGACGCCAACCAUCACAUCGCAAAUCUUGGGUGAAUCCAGCGAUCCGUCGUAACCUCAAACCAGCGGCAUCCUUGCCACGCUCAAACUACUGGACCAUGCCUUCCCAUGGACGGGACGGGCAUCCCGAGCGCGGGGGAACUUGCGGAAGAAUCUGGCACUGGCAAGCCGCGAACCUAUUCUCCACGCUACCUUAUGCUCAUAGUCUGCAACUUCAAUGA
Molecule: messenger RNA, 1305 nt
Organism: Colletotrichum lupini
Lineage: Eukaryota; Fungi; Ascomycota; Sordariomycetes; Glomerellales; Glomerellaceae
Exons: 9
Coding region: 1-1305 (434 amino acids)
Source: RefSeq, a predicted model, not a curated record